Messenger RNA from Closterium sp. NIES-65, 2655 nucleotides. NCBI's taxonomy places the organism in Eukaryota, Viridiplantae, Streptophyta, Zygnematophyceae, Desmidiales, Closteriaceae. The record is from the annotation of a GenBank genome assembly.
AUGGAGACUAUUUGCGAUUUUUGCGAAAAAGGCCGUGCCACGGUCUAUUGUAAAGCGGAUUCUGCGAGGCUCUGCCUCUCAUGCGACCGAGUAGUUCAUUCUGCGAAUAAUCUCUCCCUUCGCCACCAUCGCACGUUGCUUUGCGACGGAUGCAACGCGGAGCCAGCCUCUGUGCGAUGUCGGGACGAAAACCUUUCUCUCUGCCCGGAUUGUGACCUCGCGUCUCACAACGCAAAUCCGUCCGGCGCGAACCACAGCCGUCACGUGUUUGAAUGUUUCACGGGCUGCCCGUCUGCAGCAGACCUGGCGAAGCUAUGGGGUUGCGACAUGGCUCAACCGCCGCCACUCCUCCAAGUGCAAAAAGCCCAACCCGCCUCUUCCACUUCCACCGCCGGCGGUGGCGCCUUAACUUCCGCUCACGGCUUUCUCGCCGCGCCGGAUCCCGACACCUCUACUCAGCCGGCGCAACCUCAAACACCUAGACCGGCCAUAGUAUUGCCUCGUGUGUCCACUAAUAACGGGAUGAAAGCACCAGUUUCUUGGAACAGCCAGAACCCGGCAGCGUCUCCCAUACUUGCUGCCUCUCCCAUGAUUGCUGCGUCUCCCAUGAUUGCUGCCUCUCCCAUGCUCGCCGCAUCUGGCGCAUACCCCUUCCGGCCGCAGUCGGCUGCGGCGCAGUCGCCGGAGCAGCUGCUCAGCCAAGGCUCAGGCCCGAGGCUAGCCCCCAUUCCUGCUCGCCCUGCUGCUUCUCCCGGUCCUCCUACCAACUCUACCGCUACUGCCCCCUCCCCUGCCCCCUCGGCCUCGGCGUUGGCGCCAGUCAACUCUGCGCCGACCGCCCCUGCUGCGUCACUACCGCCAGGGUCGCGGAAGAGGCAGUUUAUCCGAUCCUACUCUCUCCACACGGACGCUCAGUCCCCGGUGUUCCCACGCGUGGUGAGAACCCCCACCCGCGGCAACACCACCCAUACCGGCGCUCCUUCUGCUGCCGCAUCUGCUGCUCUCUCCGACCGCGACCUGAAUUUUCACCUGAGCCAGCUGGCCAACCGGAGGAUCGCGCAGGAGAUCGCGCAGUCCAGGCGGACAGGGGGAGGAGCGGGGGAAGCAGGAGGAGUGAGCAACGCGGGGGGGAUUGGGCGAGCGGGUGCCGGGUCACCCAUGGUUCUCGAGGCGCCGCAGAAGGGCAGCAGAGGGGGGGUGACCGCCGGGGGGAUGUCCACUGGUGGGGAGAUGACCACUGGGGGGGGGAUGGGCACAUCUGGGGGAAUCAGAGCAGGGAUGAAGCGGAGCUUUGGGCCGGACCCAGCGGAUUUCCCCAUGGCAGCGCCGAGCUUGGAGGCCGGUGGCAGGAGUCAUAGCGGUGCUGGUGGUAGGAGUCAGAGCACGGCUGCUGCUGGCGAGCUGUGCGAUGGCAGCGGUAGUGGGUACGAGGUGGGUACUCCGUCCCGCGGUGCUGCGCAUGGAGUAGCGGGUGAGAAGUUCCCAGGAAAGCGGCAUGCGGGGGGGCUGACGUGUGCCAGCCAGGAGUCACUCCGCGAGGCAGCAGCGGUCCGCCUGGGCGGAGUGGGGCCGGGGGGGGUAGGCAGCGCGGGGCGUACGGGAGUAAUGGCCUGUUUUGAGAAUAAUCAGAAUCCGCAUGUGGUUGGAGGUGGUGGUGUGGGGUCGACAGGUGAGAUGGCUCAGACUGGAGAGUGCGGAGGUGGAACAGCAGGGGCUGGGUGGGGUCGCCAGCUGCAGGAGGCGAAGCAGGAGCUUCUGCAGGAGUUACGGCACGAGCUGCACGCGCAGCGGAUACAGCUGACGCGGGAGCAGAUGCAGCAGCAGCUGAGCCAGCAGCAGCAGAUGCUGAAGCCGCAAACACAGUGUGAGGCGCAGGGGGAGCGAGCACAGGAGAUGCAGGUGCCUGCGCCUGUGGCUGGCGGUAACGCCCUUGGGAACUCCGCAGUCUCGGGGAGCCCGGAGGCCUCUGACAGUUCCUUAGAGGCCGAGAAGACCACGCACAGUCCUGCAGGAAAUUCUGCAGGAAGGCAGGACCAGGAUGUUCCGGGAAUGGGAACACACGGUGGGGCUGCAGGUGCAGGAAGGCACCAGCAAAUGGGCCGAGGAGAGGAGGAUGCGGCAGGGCUGUCAGCAUUGCAUGGAGCAGCAGCAGCAGCAGCAGCAUCAGUAGCGAAGGUGGAAGCUGCUGGUUCUGGUGCGUGUGAUGUGGCAGUGGCAUCGAGCACAUUGGUGGAUGCUGAUGAUGACCCAUUGGACCAAUCCGUGCAUGGCAAUUACAUGCUUCAAGCCCAUGUGAUGGGUGAAGGCCAUGCACAUGGCAUGGAGGAUUCGCACAGUCAAGAUAUGGCGACCCUUAUGGACGCAGACAUGGGCAUGGGCAUGGGCAUGGGGUUUCACAUGGAGGACAUGGAUUUCCCCAUGCCGCUUCCCGGCUGUGAUGACAUGUUUACACUCCCUGAUUCCGACUUUGGAGGAGUCUUCUGUGCUGCAUCUGGUGCCGGGGCUUACGCUGCUGGGGCUUAUGCUACUGGGGCAUAUGCUGCUGCUGCUGGGGCUGGCGGCGGGGCUGGGGUUGGGGGCGGGGGCGGGGCCUUCACUGCUGCGGGUACGUUUGCGGGGUCCGCUGGGUGCGGCAGUGCGGCAGCUGAUGCCUGA